AUGAUUGUGAUUCAUAACGUGGGGCACAGUUCCCCAACAGGGAGUAGGAGACAGUGGGCGAAGAGGAUUAAAUGGGGUGUUCUCUUGGUGCUGAUGGUCCUCAUCUAUGGCUCUCAUGCGCCACUCAUCACUCUCACCAAGGUAGACGGCCACAUCCCGUUCAACGCAUCCUCUUGUGUUGUAAUGAUUGAACUAGCUAAGCUUCUCAUCUCUCUGUUGAGUCUUAUUCUCACUGGAGGUGCAUCAGCCCUGCGUGUUCCCCCACGUCUGCUCCUCGUGGGCCCCUAUGCGGUCCCCGCCGUGCUCUAUGCCCUCAACAACAACCUGGUUGUUCUUAUGCAGGCCUACAUGGACCCAAGUUCAUACCAAAUUCUGUCUAAUCUUAAAAUAGCCUCGACUGCAGUGCUGUACUCCCUCUGUCUGGGCAAGAGGCUGCGGCGUGCUCAGUGGUUCGCUGUGGGACUCCUCGUGGCUGCAGGGGUGUGCCACAGCUACAGCAGCCUGGCUCUAGAGGACGUCGAAGGUGCUAACGCUGAGGAAGGUCCCAGGCUUCACGUCACUGCUUGGGGGCUUUUCCUUGUGCUGCUGUAUUGUUGUGUGUCAGGGCUGGCUGCAGUUUACACAGAGAGGGUGCUGAAGAGCCAGAAGCUGCCCCUCAGUCUGCAGAAUCUCUACCUCUAUUUAUUUGGAGUGGCCAUUAAUGGCCUGUCCUCUUUGUCCUCUGUAACAGGUGACAAAAGCUUUCUGGAGGGCUACUCGUGGGUGGUUUGGGUCAUCAUUGCAGGGCAGGCAGCUAAUGGGCUCCUGAUGUCCGUGGUUCUCAAGCACGGCAGCGGGAUCACCAGACUGUUUGUCAUUUCCUCCUCCAUGCUGGUCAAUGCUCUGCUAUCCUGGCUCAUCUUAGGUUUGCAGCUCACUCCUUUUUUCCCCCUACCUGUUACUUUGAUUGGACUGGCAGCUUGUCUUUAUUACAGAUACUAGAGUCUCGAUCAAAGGAACCACAAGGCGUGUUUAGUCUCAAAAGAGCCAUCAAUGGAAACCUUUUGAAACUCUGCUCUGUGGGUUUUCUGCUUCGAUCAAUCUGCCUUCUGAACUGUGAAACUGGACUGAACUCCACUGCAUAUUUAAUAUGCAAUUCCAGAAGUGUUAAUAAAUGGCUUUUGUUUGUUUUGACACUGUCAUAUACAUGUAUCUAAUUUAUGAUCUUGUUACACUUUUAAAGUAAAUGUAUAUGAUGAUGCAAGUAAAUAGUCUAUAUUGAGUUAAAGAUGUCAGAGUGCUGCUUUAUAUAAAAUUCUCUGUAAAGAAUUACAUCCAGCAUAGUGUUAUACAUCAUGUUAAUAACCAAUAAAUUGUUGAAACCAUUUAUUUACUCAGU
Messenger RNA from Cololabis saira (Pacific saury), 1378 nucleotides. It is a transcript of the gene slc35a4, whose product is annotated as solute carrier family 35 member A4. The transcript has a single exon. The record is from RefSeq and is a predicted model, not a curated record. Lineage: Eukaryota; Metazoa; Chordata; Actinopteri; Beloniformes; Belonidae. Gene Ontology annotation, molecular function: pyrimidine nucleotide-sugar transmembrane transporter activity. Gene Ontology annotation, biological process: pyrimidine nucleotide-sugar transmembrane transport. Gene Ontology annotation, cellular component: Golgi membrane. Bases 1 to 981 code for a protein of 326 amino acids.